Molecule: messenger RNA, 1736 nt
Organism: Hemiscyllium ocellatum (epaulette shark)
Lineage: Eukaryota; Metazoa; Chordata; Chondrichthyes; Orectolobiformes; Hemiscylliidae
Product: gastrula zinc finger protein XlCGF49.1-like
Exons: 2
Coding region: 534-1352 (272 amino acids)
Biological process (GO): regulation of transcription by RNA polymerase II
Molecular function (GO): DNA-binding transcription factor activity; RNA polymerase II cis-regulatory region sequence-specific DNA binding
Source: RefSeq, a predicted model, not a curated record
GUUGGGCAGUGAGUUUCUGAAGUUGCUGUUGUUCCUCUCUCUCUCUUUGAAUGAACUUCACCCCAGACUGCAACUCUGCCCAACAUCUACUAUCUGAAGAGGGAAGUUUCAAAAUCAACAACUUAUGCUUGACUCUCCUGCUCCUUGGAUGCUGCCUUACCUGCUGUGUUUUUCCAGCACGACACUUUUCGACUCUGAUCUCCAGCAUCUGCGGUCGUCAUUUUCACAUCAAUUUCUGACAGUCACUCAAUCCAUCGGGACAGCAACGAUUUUUGACUAUGAUUCUGUGAGAAGGAGCAAUGCUUUUUGGUUCCUGUUUCAUAACAUUUCCUGCAUCAGUGGGACUGGAUGAGAGACCCUACUGUUGCAGUGCACCGAGUGUGGAGCCAGAAACAGUUAUACGGCCUGGAAAGAGGAAUUCACACUGGGGAGGGGCUGCACACAUGUUUGUGUGUGGCUGAAGCUUCAGCCAUGGAGAAACCCGAGGAAUCCUGCCCCAUGGAGAAACCGUGGAAGUGUGGUGACUGUGGGAAAUGCUUCAGUUUCCUGUCUGCCCUGGAGACUCAUCGGCGCAGCCACACCGGGGAGAGGCCGUUCUCCUGCCCCGAGUGCGGGAAGGGUUUUACCCGCUCCUCCAACCUGAUGGCCCAUUGUGGGUCCACACAGCGAGGAGUCCGUUCUCCUGCCCCGAGUGUGAGAAGAGCUUUGCCCAGGCCUCUACCCUCAUGGCCCACCGGCGGGUCCACACUGCGGUGAGAUCCUUCCCCUGCCCUCAGUGCGGGAAGGCCUUCAGCAAAUCCUCCAACCUGCUGACCCACCGGUGGCUCCGCACUGGGGAGAGGCCCUUCAGCUGCCCUGAGUGUGGGAAGGCCUUCAGCAAUUCACCCGCCCUGCUGAGGCACCAGUGGAUCCACACCGGGGAGAGGCCAUUCUCCUGCCCUGAGUGUGGGAAGAACUUUACCCGCUCCUCCCACCUGCUGACCCACCGGCGGGUCCACACGGGGGAGAGGCCCUUCAGCUGCCCUGAGUGUGGGAAGUCCUUCGAUAAUUCCUCUGCCCUGCUGAGGCACCAGCACGUCCACACGGGGGAGAGGCUGUUCCCCUGCCCUGAGUGUGAGAAGGGCUUUAAACGCUCCUCUGACGUGCUGGACCACCAGCGGGUCCACACGGGGGAGAGACCGUUCAGCUGCCCUGAGUGCGGGAAGGGCUUUACUCAGGACUCCAACCUGCUGAGGCACCAGCAGGUCCACACUGGGGAGAGGCCACUUGCCUGCCCCAAGUGCAGGCGGAGGUUCAUGUCGUCCAGUAACUUGCAGAGACACCAAAGGGGGCACCAGCAGAUUCCGUCGUGACGCUGAUGUGGGUCACCCCCAGGACUGACCCUCCUGCCCGUUCUGACAGUGGGUGCAGUGAGAACGUCAGAGAGCUCUCUGUUUUCUGCUAGACAGCACCCACACACCCCUCCCAUCUUCCCCCAACCCCAGGUUGGCUCACGGGCGGCACAGUAGCUCAGUGAUUAGUGCCACUGCAUCAUAUCGCCAGGGACCGGGGUUCGAUUCCACCCUCAGGGUGACUGUCUUUGUGGAGUUUGCGCAUUCUCCCCCCAUGCCUGCAAGGGUUUCCUCUGGGUGCUCCCAUAAUCCAAACAUGAGCAAGUGAAUUAGCCAAGCUAAGUUGUCCCAGAGUGUUCAGGGAUGUGUAGGUGCAGUGUAUUGUUUAGGGGGUAAUGUAGAUUA